AUGCACGCGUCCACGCCGCCCGCCCAUGCAAAUCGAGAAAGUGUUGGGCUGCUGGGCGCCAAAACAGAUGCGCCUCGAUCAGAGGCACACACAGUCACUUCUUCCACGACUCAGACUGUUGGAACGUUCAGCUCCUGCUGGCAUCGCUGAAUGGCAAGAGGGACUGGAGGGAGCACAAGGAUUCGAGCAGCAGGCUUCCUCAUCGCCAACACCAAACCUUUUCGACUCGAUCUCCGUACGCGCGCAGGUGCGCUCCACCAAGAUGCAGGCCACCUCCGCUUCCAGCCUGUUCCAGUCCACCGCAUCGCUGGAGAUUGGUCUUUCCCGCGCUUCCAAAGCAGCGCGCACAUCUGCAGGAUCGCAGUACGGCAGUCCGAUAUGGCUUGGUCGCAAGCAAGAGGAUUUGAACGCUCUGGCCGAAGGAGCCGCCGGAGCUGAUGGUGGAGCCGACAAGGUGCUUGCCUUGGAGGUCGAACGGGAUGAAGGCAGUGACGAAGCGGCUGCAUGGGUAGCUAGUAGUGGUGGCUUGGUGAGAAGGAUCGAUUUGGAGACUGGAACGAUCACUCAUUCAGUUCGAGCACACAAUGCACCCGUCUCUGGUCUGUGCUUGUACCCCGUUACGGCUGGCAGAACGCUAUUGGUCACGAGCUCUUGGGACAAGUCAAUCCGAUUCUGGACUGUACCUCCUCGCUUGCACACAAGGGCGUCCGCCAGCAAACAUGUCAAGGCAUCUCUGCAGCAAGUCUUGACGAUCAAAGACGCAGGAAGCGACUUCAUCAAGGCGCUUCACGUGCUAUCUGCUCAGGACCAGGAGGUACUGCUGAGUGGGGGGAGUGACAAGAUCGUCCGAGUCUGGGACCUGGCUCCUCUCAAGGCAUGGGCAGCUUCGCUGCAAGAUUCGCAGUGGCUGUCCAUUUCUUCGGCAGAAAGUAGUCACGCACCCCAGCCCGCUAUGCUGCACGCCUUUCGGGAACACACCAGGCCGAUUACGUGCUUUGCUUCUUUCGCACCCCGGCUGGGACAUCAUGGUCCAUCAAGCGACGGCCAUGCGGCAACAUCGCAGCCAACACAUCUCGUGUAUAGCGCCGACAGUAUGGGCAAAGUGCUCGAGCUCGAAUUAAGCCUGCAGCGCGAAGGCGCGAUUAGCGCCAGAGUGGAAGUGAAGAGGGAGCUGGUAGGGAACGAGACUGGCGUGGUAGAUCUUAGCGCUGGAUGGAGAGCGGAAGAGGAUGAAGAUGAGCACGGAGAGGUCAGAUGGACGGCUGAGCUUUGGACCGCAUCCCACGAUAAGGUGGCCAGGCUGUAUUUGCCGGACAGCGAGACUGCAGCUUCUGGUACUGGAGGGCUUCGAGCUGCCGGCAGUAGCAGUCGAAGUGGUCAGGUGCUAGGGCGUCUUGCGCCCCUCGAUCCAUCCAGAAGGAUCGAGCAUUCCAGCUAUGUCAAGGUGGUCUUACCUUUGGCUCACCUUGCUUCGCAUCGCCCCGACCCUUCGUCGGAAGCGCUUCGAGAUAUUCUAGUGACAGGCGAGACAGACGGAGAUCUGCGUGUCUGGGACCUUAGCUCGCAAGGGGUGGAUCAAGUCGAUGAGUCAAAGGAAGACACUUCUGCUGGGCAGCCCGUAACGAGAAGAACGAUUCAGGGUGAAGCAGUCCAGACGGGUCCUGGUGCUAGACUAAUACGGGCAAUGGAAGCGCAUUGGCACGAAGUCAUCGUCAUCCGACCCUGGUGGCGGGAUCGCACCAGACCGUUGCCCGAACCAAAUCAGGAAGCGACGGAAACGCGAGAGAUCAAGGUUGAAGCUGCCAAAGCAAAUCAGUGCGAAUGGUGGCUCGUUACAGCUGGGUUGGAUGGGAGUGUCAGGAGGUGGAGAGCUGCUGACAUCAUCACGCCAGCUCCGUCUGUGCAGAAAGACUCGGACGUGGCCUCGGCGUCUCAGAAGCCUCCUUUGAUUGACAAGGGAGCGGCCAAAAAGGCGGACCCCGAAAUGACGGAAGAAGAAGAGAGAGAGCUACAAGAAUUGAUGGAUGAGGACUAGUGAGACC
Ceraceosorus guamensis is the source of this 2042-nucleotide messenger RNA. RefSeq names its product WD40 repeat-like protein. Lineage: Eukaryota; Fungi; Basidiomycota; Exobasidiomycetes; Ceraceosorales; Ceraceosoraceae. The transcript is spliced from 4 exons. The record is from RefSeq and is a predicted model, not a curated record. Gene Ontology annotation, cellular component: preribosome, large subunit precursor. Gene Ontology annotation, molecular function: protein binding. Bases 263 to 2035 code for a protein of 590 amino acids.